Molecule: messenger RNA, 1629 nt
Organism: Hirundo rustica (Barn swallow)
Lineage: Eukaryota; Metazoa; Chordata; Aves; Passeriformes; Hirundinidae
Gene: TMEM79
Product: transmembrane protein 79
Exons: 4
Coding region: 207-1346 (379 amino acids)
Biological process (GO): regulated exocytosis
Cellular component (GO): trans-Golgi network membrane; lysosomal membrane
Source: RefSeq, a predicted model, not a curated record
CCCGCCCCACCUGAGCUGGUUCGGCAGGUUUGAGGUGGAGAGGCGGCCAGGAGAGCGCCGCAAUCCCGCAGGGUCCCGGCAGAGCCGCCCCGUGGCCCCCAUGGUCCCUCGCCUCUGCCCGAGGUGAAAGCAGAAAGGACAGGAACUUUGUCCCCUCUGAACACCACAAGUGCAGGCAGCAGCGUUACCAGCCCGUGGACACUCUCAUGGCUGCUGCAGACCCUGUCCUGCCCCCUGAGGAGGUGGCUCUGCUGGAGCUGGGGAAGGUGGCCCUGGACAAGGUGCCACCAGCCCCAGAUGAACACCUGGGGGACCCUGAUGCCACCCUGCCAUGGGACCGGUGUCAGCACAAUGCCCAGGGCCAGCCAGAGCUCGUGGAGACCAAGAGGCGCUCGAGUCCUGAGGGGAGCCAUGAAGACCCAGAGGAAGCUGUUCCCGUAUGCCCCACAGUCGAGGCCGAAGAUGAGGAAGUCCCCCGGCUGCCCGUGAUGGCGGCCCAUGUCUUUGUGCCCAUUGACCCGCAGUGCAUCGAGCAGAGCCCCUUAAAGCAGAAGCAGCACCCCACCCCAUGGCCCCAGGAGGAGAGCAGGGGGGACCGUGUUCCCCACAAUGACAGACCCAGUAGCCUCCACCACAAGCAGGUCUUCCUCCCUCUCGGCCCCUCACGCUACCAGGACCCACUGGGCUUUGAGGGGCGCAUGGCCAAGCCCCUAGUUGAGGGGUCGGGGUGCCCUUGUGCCAGGGACUGUGGCAUUGAUAAUCUCAAGGCUGUGGCAUCAGUGGCAGGGGCUCUGCUCCUCUGCCCUUGCCUCAUCUAUGGGGCCUAUAUCUUCUUGCCCUUCGACGCCCCGCUGCUGCCCACCGUCGCCACCCGCCUGGUCUACACAUUGCGCUGUGCUGCCUUUGCCACCUUCCCCAUCGUGCUGGGAAUGAUUGUCAGCGCCAUCUCCCGCCUCUGCUCCUCGGCCCUGGAGCCCUUUGGAGAGCUGCACCGGGAGGUGGAGAUCCACCGCACUUACGUCUCCCAGUCUGUCCACCUCUUCAUCCUCUACUUCUUCAACAUGGCUGUGCUGGCCACCUACCUCCCACAAGAGCUCCUCAAGCUCAUCCCACUGCUCACAGGGCUCUUUGCCAUCUCCCGGUUGAUUUUCUGGAUGUCAUAUGCCAUCGGCCGCUCUUUCCGUGCCUUCGGCUUCAGCAUGACCUUCCUGCCACUGCUGGCCAUGCUGCUCUGGAACCUGUAUGGCAUGUUUGUCCUGGAGCCCGAGAACCUCCUCUCUGUGGCAGCGCCAACACCCGAGGGCCACUCCAAGGAGAGACAAGCCAAACUCCGGCACUGGGGAUGAGGGCGGCCAGGAGAUGGGGCACCUGGACCCUAAGAGCUUGAACCCUGCUCAGUGCUGUGCCUCAAGAGUACUGACAGCACAGGGGUGCAGGCAGAUCCAGCUGGGCCCCUGCUCCCUGCCUGGACACAGUCAUGUUUUCCUGGGCCCACAGAACCAGGCUGCAAACCCUCUGCACCAGGAGACUCCUGCUGGAAGGUGAAUAAGGUCCAGAGCAUGACACAGCAAGUCCUGGGAAUGGGGUGGGAUUUGCUUCCCCUCCUGCUGGAGCCAUCUUUGCCCAAUA